Messenger RNA from Musa acuminata AAA Group (dessert banana), 2763 nucleotides. RefSeq names its product protein NEOXANTHIN-DEFICIENT 1-like. Bases 1503 to 2441 code for a protein of 312 amino acids. The record is from RefSeq and is a predicted model, not a curated record. Lineage: Eukaryota; Viridiplantae; Streptophyta; Magnoliopsida; Zingiberales; Musaceae. The transcript has 12 exons.
GAUCAAGUGCUGACUCUGGAAUUGCAGGUCGCGCUCGCGUAGCGAGAAAGAAGGGCCACGGUUAUAUCACACGACGUGAAAACGGAUGCAUUGAGUUUGAAGACCCCCAGAAUGGUCACCUUCCCCCGAACGCUCGUGGACGACUCAAGAGGCAGAAUUCCCGAGGCGAUGUCUUGCACGAAGUUGGGGUUGGCUGUGAUCGUCGACACCUCGAGUUCGACGUACACGCUGAGCGUCUCCGUCGAGCGCGCGCCGACUUCCCCUUCCAUCACCGGCGCCUGUCCGACCAAGACACCGCGGUAGAAGAUCAAGGUCGUCCCGCUCUCGAACUCGAAGCCGGCGUAGUUGGGAUUCUCGAUGGUGACGGCCACAACCAGCGUAAUGUUCAGCAUGAAGUUGGGGAAGGGCUGGAACUCGAUCUGCCGGAGGCCGACCACCGUGCCGCGCACUUCCGGUUGCUUCGGCUUGAAGACCGUUAAGUAUAGGAUGAUGAGGGUCACGAGCAGCAGAAGAAUGAGGAAGCAGCAAACCUGAGACCCUCUGCGAGAUCUGGUUUUGGUCGUCAGCAUGGUGGAAGAACACCUGUAGCCGUUUGCAGCAGUGAAGAGAAUGGAUGGGAGAGACCGUCUUAGGAAGAUAAGGCUUCGGUGGUUCGAAGUUCGUGAAUCGUUAUCGGUGCAAACAACGGUUGUUGGGGUGUCAAAAGGAGAAUAAUUGUGGUGCACAGUACAGGACCGACGCUAAAGGUUGCUUCUGCUGUGCGAUAAAGAGCACCAUAGAACUUGUUGGGGGCGGGGUCUGCAGACGUUCGCGUGACAGACGCUAAGAAGAAAGGAAAAGAAGAUUGUACAUUGUACGAGGAUGAAUGAGAUGGGGUUUGCAUUGGCGGUCUUCACAAUUGGGAAUUAGCAACUUGCAGAACCGUGUGUGAUCUGCGGGGGAGAUUACGGGGAGUUGAAGCAUGAUGGUUAAUACGAGAACAAAGCAGAACAAUCCUGAUCAAAGAAUAAUAUCAUGAUCGAUUGCAUAGUAUAUAUCAGAUCAUAUAUAUCAGUCAGUGAAAAUGGGCCAAGACGUGUCCAAGAACGGCCCAAAUGGUUGUAAAAACUAUGGGUUGGGUUCGGCUGUGGUAUGGCCUCCUCCCUCCAUUACGAUGCCCUUGUGGACACGUGGAGGGCCACCGUGAAGCUUUGUUUUCUUUAGUGGGACAGAACCGAAUUAGAGAAUAAGAUAUGGAUGUCGGCUGCCCAGUAACAAGUCGGCACCUUGACGAACCCAAAGCCACCAAUUACCACUGCUCUGGUCAACCAUAUAAGGAGUCGUCAUUCGUUCCUAUCUUGGAAGCCUCCCUUUUUGUCUCUUUCUCGCAUCCUUUUCUCCUCGAGCACGCAUACCCCACUGAAACAAAGUUGGGCACACUCUCAUGGUUGCGGUCGCCUUUAGUUCAACUUGCAAGGCGCCUGAUUUGAAGUUUGAGCUACCUGGAGUUGGAUUGGGCAUCGAUGGGAGAGUCAGGAACGAUUUCUAACUCCUCUUCUCCUUCAGGUUAUGCCCUCGGGCCGCCCUGGUUGUUCAGAGGAAGAGCAUUGUACCAGUUACAUCUUGUUAAAGCAGACAUUGCUCGGGCUCUCAUUCCAAAGGAGCUGAAGCUAGUUGAAGCAUUUGGGUAUCAUCUAAUCUGUGUGACCUAUGUUACACGGUAUACCUUAGGUGGGCUGUUUCUUGCUCACUAUGAUGACAGCCCAGCUGGGGAGUUUGAUGAGCUCGUCGUGAUUCCUGGCAUUGUCUGGAACCCACCUACAUCAUGCGCGUGGGCUUCUAGAGUUCUUGUGAAUAGUCACGAGGCUUGCAGGCAUGGCAGGAAGGAAAUAGGUCUCCCAAGUCAAGUUGCUAUUUUCUCCAAGAGAGACACAGCAGCUUCAGAACAGCCAUUAUGUAAGUGCCGAACAAGUUCUAUUCACCCUAAGCCAAAAGAACAGAGUGAGAUUCAAGUGUUAGAGAUGGAGGAUUCUUCUCAGAUAUUCAUUUGUAACAUCAGUUUACCUUUUGCUGCAGGUGACAAUCGGAUGGGUCCUCAGAUUAGGAUAUCACUUCCAAGCUUUAGUGGCCAGACUAUAUACAAUCCUCGUCUUCUUAAAUAUUCCUGCCAAGUUGACUGCAGGGUAAGAGCAGUGGAGGCUGCGAAGAUAUCAAGGCCAAGGACUACUCAGCUCAACGAAUUUCCUAAUGCCACUGAAGUGAAAAAAAUCAACUUUGAUGACAGAUUAACAACUGAAAAUGAAGAGAGAGAACGAAGCAUUGAAGUUUUACUAUCAAAGCCUAUACUGGCUCUAGAGUUCAGUCUUCUGAAAAUGCAAGUUGAGGCUCCGACAGAUGUCACUACACAAUCUAGAUCUAAGAAGAAUCAAGUGGUAGAUUUAAGAACUUGCGAAGUUAAAUAAUACAGCAAUCUUGAACAGUUGUCUUACCACCCUUUUCAGUAUCCAUUGCAUGGUUUGGGACAUAACAAUAUGCAUUUUGAAAGAGUUGAUCGUGUGACUACCCUCAAUCCCACAAGUGAAACAGUUGGCUGUAUUGGUUCGAGGAAGUUUGCAACUGGAAAGCUACUAAGUAACUUAAGUUGCAUAGCUAUUUUGUUUCUUACAAGAAUGUCAGCAUAUUCACUAAAAGUGUGCCAAAAAGAAUGUUAUACAAUAAUGAUUGGUUUCAACCAUAUUUUUAAGAUGAAAAUGGUGGUCAGCGCUUGGAUACCAUUGUCAUUCA